AUGGUGAUGGCUUGCAGGGUCAUAAACAAAAGAAGGCACAUAGGACUUCAACAACUUUCAUCAUUCGCAGAAACAGGAAGAACUUUCCUAGGCCCAGUAAAAUCAUCCAAAUUUAUUAUAGAUGAAGAAUGUCAUGAAAGUGUAUUAAUCAGUUCAACAGUAAGGCUUCUUGAAAAUUUGGAUUUAACCAGUGCAGUGGGACAACUUCUCAAUGAAGCAGUUCAAGCACAAAAUAACACAUACAGAACUGGAACCAGUACUCUUUUGUUCCUUGUUGGUGCAUGGAGCAGUGCAGUUGAAGAAUGUCUUCAUCUGGGUGUCCCCAUUUCCAUAAUAGUGUCAGUAAUGUCAGAAGGUUUGAACUUCUGUAGUGAAGAAGUAGUUUCCCUUCAAGUACCUGUCCACAAUAUAUUUGACCAUAUGGGCAACACAUUUUCUGGACUUGAAACAUGUAGUGUCAGUUUGUGUCCUUUUCUACAAGUCCCUUCAGAUACUGGUUUGAUACAGGAAGAGCAUGAUCUCAAAGAUGUUGCCUCUCAAUCUCUGACCAUUCACAGUCUUUCUGGGGGACCUGUUAAAUCACCUAAAUUCUUCAAAUAUCAGUCUAAGGUUGAAACAGAUAAAAACACAUCACAAACUCAGAAGAACAGUCUGCUUGCAGAUACCUGCUGCAGAAAGUCAAUACUAAUCCACAGUAGGCAUUUUAAUAGAAAAGAUACUAAAGAAUGGAUAAGCAAACAGGAUGGAUUUCUUGAAUAUGGUACAGCUACUCCCAAAACUUACAGAUGUAAUGAUUUGGUAGAAUUGGCAGUAGGCUUGAGUCACGGAGAUCACAGCAGCAUGAAAUUAGUAGAAGAAGCAGUACGGCUGCAAUAUCAAAAUGCAUAUAUGAAACAAGUUAACUGUAUGAUGCCAUUUACGUUUGACAUUUCAAAGAUCUUCACUUGCUGUCUACCAGGUUUACCUGAAAGUUUUUCUUGUGUUUGUCCAGGAUAUAUCACUGUUGUAUCAAUAUCUAGUACUGCUCUGAUUAAGGAAUUGCAGAAUCAGCCUGUCCAGUUAGUUCUCAUAGAGGGUGAUCUCACGGAGAAUUAUCGCCACCUGGGAUUUCAAAAGUCUGCAAAUAUUAAAACAGUAUUAGAUACCGUGAAGCUUCAAGAAGACAGCUCGGAAGAACUGUGGACAAAUCAUGUAUUACAGGUAUUAAUCCAGUUCAAUGUGAACCUUGUCCUGGUACAAGGAAAUGUGUCUGAACACUUAAUUGAAAAAUGCAUACACAAUAAGCGGUUGGUAAUUGGGUCAGUGAAUGGCAGUGCUAUGCAGGCUUUUGCAGAGGCUACGGGAGCAGUACAGGUGGCCUACAUUACACAAGUGAAUAAAGACUGUGUGGGCAAUGGGGUCUAUGUGACCUUCUGGAGAAGCAAUCCUUUGGAUGUUGUAGAUAGGAACAACAGAAUACCAAUCUUGUUAAAAACAGAAGGAAUUAAUUUGGUUACAGCAGUGCUCACUAACCCAGUCACUGCACAGAUGCAAGCCAAAGAAGACAGGUUCUGGAGUUGUGCCUAUCGUUUGUAUUAUGCUCUGAAAGAGGAAAAGGUGUUUCUUGGAGGCGGUGCAGUUGAAUUUUUGUGUCUUAGUCAUCUUCAAAUUCUUGUGGAGCAAUAUCUGAAAAAAGGAAACCAUGCUUCUUCGGGGCAGCUUCAUAAUACCUCCUCUUGGCUGGCUCCAUCUCUGGCUAUAUACAGACCAACUGUGCUUAAAUUCCUGGCAAAUGGAUGGCAGAAAUACCUUUCAACUCUCAUGUAUAACACUGCCAAUUACUCAUCAGAAUUUGAAGCCAACACGUUCAUUCAACAUCAUCUACAAAAUGCUACAGAGUCUGGCUCUCCUUCAUCAUACAUCUUGAAUGAAUAUAGUAAAAUAAAUAGUGGAAUUUUUACUUCAGGCAUUUCAGAUAAACUGGAGCAGAUUCCAAGAGUUUAUGACAUUGUUACACCAAAGAUUGAGGCAUGGCGCCGAGCAUUGGAUUUAGUACUGAUAGUACUUCAGACAGACAGUGAAAUUAUUACUGGACUUGGACACACACAGAUAAAUUCACAGACAUCAGAAGGUUUUUUAUUUUUGUAGUAUUGUUGACUGAGUCUUUGGAAAACAAUUUCUUGUACUAUAUCAUGGUAAUAAAUUUACUAAUAGCCAAAUC
Molecule: messenger RNA, 2200 nt
Organism: Propithecus coquereli (Coquerel's sifaka)
Lineage: Eukaryota; Metazoa; Chordata; Mammalia; Primates; Indriidae
Gene: BBS12
Product: Bardet-Biedl syndrome 12
Exons: 1
Coding region: 1-2127 (708 amino acids)
Biological process (GO): chaperone-mediated protein complex assembly; photoreceptor cell maintenance
Molecular function (GO): ATP binding
Source: RefSeq, a predicted model, not a curated record